Pecten maximus is the source of this 1421-nucleotide messenger RNA. Its product is annotated as epidermal growth factor receptor-like. The record is from RefSeq and is a predicted model, not a curated record. Lineage: Eukaryota; Metazoa; Mollusca; Bivalvia; Pectinida; Pectinidae. Bases 151 to 852 code for a protein of 233 amino acids. The transcript is spliced from 7 exons.
CUAUAUCUCGCCUACGUCACCUCAAGGCGUAAUGACAAAUUCCUGGGCCCGGCGGUUAUGAUUUAGUGUAUAGGCGCUAAACACAGUGUGUGGCGUACUUUGUAAAACAGAGGACUUAUCGGGACUCAGAAACAGAUUAACAGAUUCAAGAUGGCAUUACUUUGGCAUGAAAUAACACAAGCUCUUGUUGUUGCUGCGCUGCUUCUAAUUGGGGCGGAUGAGGUAGACAGUAGAGUUUGUAGCGGUAUAGACGAACCAGAGUUUCUACAUGUUUACAACGUUUGGCAGUUUCGGGGAUGUACGAAGAUUGAAGGGAGCAUACGAAUCGUUCAGACUACAUUUGACGGAGACGUGUACUACAAUCGACCUGGUCUUCAUCCUGACGCCUUGUGGGCAUUCUCAGAAGUAAGGGAGAUAACUGGCUUUUUACUGGUGCAAGGAAAGCAUCCUCAUUUCCAUAAUCUGGAUUAUUUCAGAAACCUGGAAAUCGUGCAAGGAAAAGAACUCUCUCCGACGUUUUCGUCAACAGUCAAUAUCAUGGUUACGUCCGUGGAAUCGCUUGACUUUUCCAGUCUUCGAAACGUGUCCAAUGGUAACGUGUUGAUCUACGCCAACCCCAAUCUCUGUUACGUCAGAGCUGCUAACUUUGACUACAUCGUCCAAAGAGCUGACCAGAAAGUCAUCGUGAAAUCAAACGCACCCCGAAGACAAUGUGUUUUGUCCCACAGAACGUGCAGUUCUAGGUGUGGCCGUGGGCUGUGCUGGGGAAGGGGACUCAGAAACUGUGUCCGCAACUUCCAGGAAUCCAACGCUCUUAUUGACUUUAUGGAUAAUAACUUUCUUUCUGGAUAAGACCUGGAAGCUAUUUCCGGUUUCCACUAAAUCAGAGAGUAUGGAAGUGCCAUGCUACUUAGCAAUACUUCCGCGGCAUUUUUGAUUUCAAACCUAACCAGAUCUUGGUUUCCGCGAACUGGCUGUGUUCGGGAGUCAAAUGAAUAUUGUCAGUUUAGUAGGUUUUUUCCUGGGUUCUUCCAGCAUGUCUUUGACAACAUUCGUCAAGUUUAAACAACAUUUCCAGUCUCCUGAAAGGCUGUCAGAAUGUUUAUCAGUGGUCGGCCACAUAACAUUACCACACGGAUGGAUACGUUGGUCAACACAUGACUAUUUGUGAUGAAGCGACAUUCCACUAUCUACCUAUGUGAAUACGAUUCUGUUUAUAAACAGACUAUGGUGUUUAGCCUGAUCUAUCUGCGCUGGUUAUAUAUGCUGUAUCUGUGUUAGUCUGGUUUUGUAGCGUUUUAUGGCUGUUUUUCUGUUGAAGUCUUUUAAUUACGUUUUAGUUAUCACUAAAAUACACUUAUCAAGGUAUCAGGAUGUACAUUCUGUAUGGCAAAAUUAAAAGCGUUGUGAACAGAAAAUAC